Molecule: messenger RNA, 1169 nt
Organism: Serinus canaria (Common canary)
Lineage: Eukaryota; Metazoa; Chordata; Aves; Passeriformes; Fringillidae
Gene: ZFPL1
Product: zinc finger protein like 1
Exons: 8
Coding region: 251-1096 (281 amino acids)
Cellular component (GO): Golgi apparatus
Source: RefSeq, a predicted model, not a curated record
CGGCUCCCGCCAUGGCCGUUCGAACGGCCGGAAGUGGCGUCAUCGCCCCGUGCCGCGCACCAGGGUAGACGGGGGGGGGUGUGGGUGGCUCGGCCGCCAUGUUGGGUGUGGCCGCGCGGCAGAGCCGGACAGCACUUCCGGCGCGGUGACGCCGUCAGGGAGCGACGCACCCGGAAGCGCCAGCGGGGCAGCGCGUCGCCAUAGGAACGUCCCCCCGGGACCCCCCCAUUUCCAGCCCCUCCAGGCUGCCAUGGGGCUGUGCAAGUGCCCGAAGCGCAGGGUCACCACGCUCUUCUGCUUCGAGCACCGCGUCAACGUCUGCGAGAGCUGCCUGGUCAGCGCCCACCCCAAGUGCAUCGUGCGCUCGUACCUGCAGUGGCUGCAGGACAGCGAUUACAGCCCGCAGUGCCCGCUGUGCCAGGCGCCGCUGGGCGAGCGCGACACCGUGCGCCUGGUCUGCUACGACGUGUUCCACUGGCCGUGCCUGGCCGGGUGGGCUCGGGCGCUGCCCCCCCGCACGGCCCCCGCCGGGCACCGCUGCCCCCAGUGCGGGGGGCCGCUCUUCCCCCCCCCCAACCUGCAGGGCCCCGUGGCCGAGGCGCUGAGGGCGCGGCUCCGGACGGCAGCCUGGGCCCGGCCCGGCCUGGGGCUGCCCCUGAUCGAAGACUCGGAGGCGUCACCAGAACCUGAGACCUGCCCAGAGCCCGACGGGAGCUGGGACGCCCCCGUGACCCCCCCGGAGCCCCCCCCGAGCCCCCCCACCCCCCACGCCGUCGUCCACAUGGGGGGAGGGGAGACCCCGACGCUGCACGCGGGCUCUGCCCCCCGAAAGCCCCUGGGGGGCCGCGAGCCCUGGAGCCCCCCCGACGGCGAGGAGGACAAGAAAUACCGGAGGAGACCCCGGGCGUGGCUGCCCCCGGGGCUGAGGUGCCGCGUGCGCGGGGCCCCGCGGCGCCCCCUGCUGGCGCUGUGCCUGGGCGGGGCCGCGGCCUUCGCGCUGCUCCUGCUCCUAUUGGGCAGCCUGGGCAGGGGCGGGGCCGACUCCGACCCCGCCCUCGAGCCGCUCAACAACCCCCACGUGCGGGUGGGGCACUGACCACGCCCCCAGGGGCGGGGCUUCCGAGGGCGUGGCAAAUAAAGAGCACCCCCUUGUGGGGAGGGAGGCAGAA